AGUUUAUUAGGCCUACAAUCGAUCUUUUGGAGGAUGCAAACUGUAUAAAUGAGAAUUAUUAUAAGAUCUACUUUGCAGGCCUACUAAAUGUCAUGUCACCACUGUGCAUGAGGGUAACGGGUUGGUUUGGGGGGAUUUCGCUCUCUCUGCAUUCCGUUGCUCAUAUCCCUCCCACAGCGGGUCCGGUUUAGGUCUCUGUAGCUCCACCUCCGAGGAACUGGUCUCGCCAGAACAGUAGGCUACCGCCGAUUAGCUGGCCGCCCCCCUCCCAAGGAAACACUGGCCAGAAGAGAGGCUCUGCCGCAGUUCAGCUCGUUGUUUAUUCGUCUGGGUCGGGUGAACUGCUGACGCCAUGGCCGAAGAAGGCAUGGAUGAACGGUCUCCGCUGCUCUCAGCACCGAACUCCGGGAAUGUCUCACCGUUGGAACCGCCGGCAUACCUGCAGGACACGAGUCCAAGAGCUGAACUCCCUCCCCCCUACACAGCCAUCGCCAGUCCCGACCCAGGGGGGGUACCCGUCAUCAACUGCCGGGUGUGUCAGUCUCUCAUUAACCUGGAUGGCAAGCUGCAGCAGCACGUGGUGAAGUGCACUGUGUGCAACGAGGCCACGGUGCCCUUCCUUCCGAGGCAUUGGAAAACCUUCCUGGUCUUUGUGGAUGAAUCUGUGUUUGAAAUUCACUGCUCAACUGAGGGACUACAGAUAAUUGUAUGUGUGGGGUACAGAGAUGAGCCCAUCAAAAACCCCCCGACUGGGAAGAAGUAUGUACGCUGUCCCUGUAACUGCCUCCUCAUCUGCAAAGACUCAUCUAGGAGGAUAGGAUGCCCCAGACCCAACUGCAGACGCAUCAUCAACCUGAGCCCGGUGAUGGUGAUUCCAGAGGAGCAGCCGGCCCAGCCAGCCCUGCCAGUCCAGCCUGAGGGCACGAGGGUGGUCUGUGGCCACUGUGGAAACACUUUCCUCUGGAUGGAGCUCCGAUUUAACACGCUAGCAAAAUGCCCUCACUGCAAAAAAAUAUCGUCUGUGGGUAGUGCUCUUCCAAGGAGGCGUUGUUGUGCCUACAUCACUGUGGGAAUGAUCUGCAUCUUUGUCGGAGUGGGAUUAACAGUGGGGACUCAGGACUUUGCCAGUCGUUACCAUGCCACCUAUGUGUCCUGGGCGUUCUCCUACCUCCUCGGUCUGAUCUGUCUGAUACGAGCUUGUUACUGGGGCGCCAUUAAAGUCAGCUAUCCAGAGAACAGCUUUUCCUAGACAGACAGACCAUCAAAGUCAGCUAUCCAGAGAACAGCUUUUCCUAGACAGACAGACCAUCGAAGUCAGCUAUCCAGAGAACAGCUUUUCCUAGACAGACAGACAGACAGAGCGACAGACAGACAGACAGACAGACAGACAGACAGACAGACAGACAGACAGACAGACAGACAGACAGACCGUUGUACUGUGUUUCUACCUUUUAAUUGUUUAUGUUGUUAUUAUUCAGAUGAAGACGGAGGUCAGUCUGGUCCUGAUCCAGGAGAAAACAGAUAUCCAGUCCUGAUCCAGGAGAAAACAGAUAUCCAGUCCUGGUUUUGUAAUUAACUCUGAUUUUUUUUUAUUUUUUAUGCAGAUCAGGAAUUGAGAUCUUUAUAAUUGUUUAAUUGGUUUGAUUUAUCAUAUAUAGUGAUGUAAUUAACAUUGAAACUGGACUUAUAUGAUAUGAUAAUAUGAUUUUAAUCGGAAACCGGACAGCUGGGCUGUCUCUCUCCUGGACCAGGUAAAGGUUUUGACUGACUGACAAACAUGGCGUUCCCAACCAGACCAAAUUAAAUUAACAACAAUUUUGACAAUUGCACUACAAUUAUAUUCAAUGAUUCUGUUCAGUUGCUGCUAGUUACCCCAGCUCCAAAAGCUGUCCUCCUCGCUCUCUCUCCAUACUUUAUGUAACCCUAGUAACGCCCUGCCGGUAUAAUACACAGUACUGGUCCUGAUGUUUAAUGCUUUUAAAUCUUCCUCCUUCAAGCCGUGUGUGCUGACGCUGCUGACCAAGUACAUUUCCCAAGUGUGUUUCAUUCUGCCUUCACUAUACUGUUAUCAUGUCCUAGUGUUUCACCUUCACUAUACUGUUAUCAUGUCCUAGUGUUUCACUCUACCUUCACUAUACUGUUAUCAUGUCCUAGUGUUUCACUCUGCCUUCACUAUAUUGUUAUCAUGUCCUAGUGUUUCAGUCUGCCUUCACUAUACUGUUAUCAUGUCCUAGUGUUUCACCUUCACUAUACUGUUAUCAUGUCCUAGUGUUUCAGUCUGCCUUCACUAUACUGUUAUCAUGUCCUAGUGUUUCACCUUCACUAUACUGUUAUCAUGUCCUAGUGUUUCACUCUGCCUUCACUAUACUGUUAUCAUGUCCUAGUGUUUCACUCUGCCUUCACUAUACUGUUAUCAUGUCCUAGUGUUUCACUCUGCCUUCACUAUACUGUUACUGUCCUAGUGAU
Oncorhynchus keta (chum salmon) is the source of this 2466-nucleotide messenger RNA. RefSeq names its product phosphatidylinositol-4,5-bisphosphate 4-phosphatase 2 (gene pip4p2). The record is from RefSeq and is a predicted model, not a curated record. Gene Ontology annotation, biological process: phosphatidylinositol dephosphorylation. NCBI's taxonomy places the organism in Eukaryota, Metazoa, Chordata, Actinopteri, Salmoniformes, Salmonidae. The transcript has 8 exons. Gene Ontology annotation, cellular component: phagocytic vesicle membrane; lysosomal membrane; late endosome membrane. Gene Ontology annotation, molecular function: phosphatidylinositol-4,5-bisphosphate 4-phosphatase activity. Bases 353 to 1249 code for a protein of 298 amino acids.